Molecule: messenger RNA, 1989 nt
Organism: Platichthys flesus (European flounder)
Lineage: Eukaryota; Metazoa; Chordata; Actinopteri; Pleuronectiformes; Pleuronectidae
Gene: cav3
Product: caveolin 3
Exons: 3
Coding region: 173-631 (152 amino acids)
Biological process (GO): regulation of membrane potential; caveola assembly
Cellular component (GO): caveola
Molecular function (GO): molecular adaptor activity; transmembrane transporter binding; connexin binding
Source: RefSeq, a predicted model, not a curated record
GAAAUGUGACACAGGCCUGGGUCCUUUAAGGCAUGCCUUCCCUGUCUGUGUGCACUACAUUGUGGCGUGUGAGUGUAUAUGCUAUUUUUUUGUGUGCGUGCUGGGUGGUGCUCAGGCCUCCGUUUUUACCAGGACGUCUGCAGCUGCUGUCCACUGGACCUGCAGCCCGACCAUGGCGGAUCAGUACCAGUACAACGCCACCGAGGAGAAGAUCGUGAAGGACAGCCACACCAAGGAGAUCGACCUCAUCAACAGAGACCCCAAGCAGAUCAAUGAGGAUGUAGUGAAGGUGGAGUUUGAGGAUGUGAUUGCAGAGCCCGAUGGAACACACAGCCUGGACGGAGUGUGGAAGCUCAGCUACACAACCUUCACCGUGUCCAAAUACUGGUGCUACCGCAUCUUGUCCGCCAUCUUCGGCAUCCCCGUGGCUCUGCUCUGGGGCUUCCUGUUCGCCUGCAUCUCCUUCUGCCACAUCUGGGCGGUGGUUCCCUGCAUCAAGAGCUGCCUGAUCGAGUCCCAGUGCAUCAGCCGCAUCUACUCCCUCUGCAUCCAGACCUUCUGCGACCCCUUCUUCGAGGCCCUGGGCAAGGUCUUCAGCAGUGUGCGCGUGGUGCUGCGCAAAGAAGUCUAAAGAACUCUACGCAGGGGUGUUUACAGUACGAUCGGAUGCAGUCCGGUAUCUUUUUAUACACCAGGAGAUAAAUCCUGUCGUCUUGCUUACUCCCUGAUACUCCUCCUGCAGGCACAUCAACUCGCUGCUCUCCACCCUCCCAUCUCCUAGCCCUCGGCUCGGAGUCCUGACAUGCCCGCUGUGCCUUUUGCCACCAGAUGCCUUGUGACAGCUGCAGCAGGCAGCGUGGUUCUGUGACAGCUCUGGCAGACCUGGAGGGCUCUGUGCUCCUCACUGUGGGAGGAGAGGGCCGUCGGCCUUUGCAGGAGGAUCUGUCCUCUCUCACUUAUUCACAUGACAAAAAGCUCCUGUUAAGUCCACUUCAUUCACAACAAAUGUAAUUAACUCCCUGAUUCUGCUGCUCCUCUGGACGAUGCUGCCUGUAUGCAUGACACAUUUGGCUAUAUUGAAAGUUAUAAGGAGGCUGUGUGUUGCUGUGUCCACCGUGUUUGACUUUAUAUUGACUGAGUUGAAUUUGACACUUUCAUGUCUGUACACUUAACCUUAUUUUAAAAACGCUAACAGAAUGAAAGGAGGAGAAAUGUUUUCUGAAUGUCUUUGAAUCUUGAAUCUUGAAUCUUAUUCAAUAUUGUCUGAUUUCUCCGUGUAUUAAAAUAUAUAUAUAUAUAUGUUCAGAUAUAUUUCCCUCUUAAUUUGUGACAAAUCAACAGUAACUAGCUGGGACAUUUUAAUCAAAGUGUGAUGGAUGUGGUAUUAAAUCUACAUGUAUGUAUAUUUCAGUUUGUUUAUAUGAUCAUUUGAAAGUAGAGUAUAUACAUUUUGUUGCUAUUGUACACUUACAGUGUAUAAAGUAAAAAAUAUGCAUUGGCUGAAACUUAGACCCUUAGACCUGAUGAUAAGUAUAUUGCACCACGGCCUCAGUGUUCGAUUAUAUGUUUGUCAUCUCAAAUCUUUUCAAGCAGCUUGCAACAGAUAUUAUUUAUGUUCACCGACAUAUUACUGCGGUCGUCCUGGAGGCACUGGCCUGUGAACUGGGACCGAUUAGAGCAGCGGUGUCAAACCCAUUUUAGUUAAUACGCCAAAGUGGGCUAGAGCAAUAAAACCAUUACAUCACAACCUGUAGAUAACAACACCACAAAAUGUUUCCCUUUAAAAGAGCACAGAGCAAAACAAACAAGCAGAAUUAGGAACAAUUUCAAACGAUUUGCAUGUUUAUUUCCAGAGAAUUUAUCAGUGACAGUCUCUGAAGAAGCAUUUUACAUGAAGUGGUCAACUUCAUGUCACAUCUUAGCGUUAACAAGUGCGACAAUAUGUCUUGAGAAAACAAUAUUAAACAUAAAUGUCUGCAUGUUUUUCCA